Molecule: messenger RNA, 9247 nt
Organism: Myxocyprinus asiaticus (Chinese sucker)
Lineage: Eukaryota; Metazoa; Chordata; Actinopteri; Cypriniformes; Catostomidae
Gene: tet2
Product: tet methylcytosine dioxygenase 2
Exons: 11
Coding region: 414-5909 (1831 amino acids)
Biological process (GO): oxidative demethylation; positive regulation of transcription by RNA polymerase II; myeloid cell differentiation
Cellular component (GO): nucleus
Molecular function (GO): DNA 5-methylcytosine dioxygenase activity
Source: RefSeq, a predicted model, not a curated record
AGGGGUUUUCCCUCUCUCUGUGUCUGCUGGAGUGGGCGGAUGGUGGAGCCAUGAACUAUGCAAUCCAGUCCAGGGCUUCAGGGCAGCCAGCAAAGUGUGCACUAUUGUGUGCGGCUGAAAAAAAGAAAGAAAGAGACCAAAAAAAGGAGGGGGAAGAAAAGAAACUCUGGCCCUUUGUGUGGAGACGACUCAGCAGGAAAGCGAUUUUGCAAUUACUUCAGCUUACCGGUAAAGCAAGCUCAGUUCCUCUGAUCUGUACACACGUGCACACUGGACUGUCUCACUCGGUCUGCUUAUACAUAUGUAUACAAGUGUGAGUGUGUGUCUAUGGGCUGCGUCUGGACGUGCUUCAAGGGCCAACAGCAACGCAGUGCUUCUCCCCCUGAUGAUGAGAGCCAACGUCAGUCUAACCCAUGAAUAUUGAUGUGGAGGUAGUCUGUUUCAUUGACGAACAGAAGGAAGCAAGAUGGCUGCCCUUUAGGAUUUGUUUAAGAGGAGAACUAAACGGUUUGCUGGAAUUCUACAAAGUGGAGGGACUUAAAACCAGCUUUCCCAAAUAUACCAUCAGUCUACAAUUGGUCGAACAAACAGGACGCAGAGAGGGCAGCCUUGUGAAUGGACUCAGAGCAGACCAGAUGGAAGAAGAAAAAAACAGCCAUGAGACGGAAGAAAGUCUGAUAAUUGCACAAAUCAGUGCCACUCAGCAGACAGAGACUCUACUCGCAAAGCGGAAGAAUGGAGAUCAGUCACCUGAUGUCUUAUCUCAACAGCUCAAUGGGGACACCAACUGGACAUAUUUUAAGCCCAGCCCAGAGGUCUACCCAGUGAAACAACAAUGGGGGAAAUGUUCCAGCCCUACUAACAUUAAGGGGAUACUUGAUCAAAAUAUGUAUGAAAUGAAUGGAGAGAAAAAGCAUGCGCUCAGUGAACAGACACUUGACUUUCACCAGCCUAAAAAGCACUGCACUGAUUCAGAGAUGAAUGGAGUUGAGGACCUGAAGCUUUGGGAUAAAAGAGAGGCAGGAGUGGUGCACCAAUUAGAGGAAUUCCCUAAGCACAAGCCAGGGGAUUCUGAUUUAAAACGUAAUAAGAGAAACUGUAAUUUUCCCAAUGGGGAUGUCUUCUCGCUGUCUAGGAACAAGCAGGUGCCAAUGCCCAAUGGUGCUCCAAUUACCCCAACUUCAGAGAAGGGUACAACUGGUGACCUUUUAGAGAAAACUUUGUCUCAGUAUUACCCAGAACUUGUUUCCAUUGCACCUCAGACCUACUCAUCUCAAGUAGAUGAGGUCACCAGCAACCUGUCUGAGCAGGCAAUUCCUACACCUUCAUUUACCUCAGGUAUCCCUAUCUCACCCCAAACUUCUGCCUCCGAGCCACUUGCCAAAGCAAUCCCAGAGGUGCAAGGCAGCAAUGGCUACAACCCAGAAUUUAGAGUGAAUAGAUACUCUGUUAGCUUUGCAAAUGAGCAAAAGGAGCCUACUGAGAUGGAAACACAUUCACUGAGUCAGGCGGGUGUGGAGUCCAAUAUGACAUUACAAACAGGCAUCAAUAGUUUCUCACAGAUUCAGAAAGAUAGAGAAGGCCUUUCAAAUGACACUGAGUCUUUAAGCAUGUUCUCUAAGUCCAACCAGGAUUUCAACCGGGAAUCUUACAUAUUGCCCCCAGUGAUGGCAGGUACCACAUGUCCAACUGAUAGGGAUGGUACAUUCAACUCAUUCAGUUGCUCAACCAGCCCUCAUGCACAAAGCACCAAGACAAAUCAGCAGAACCUACAGUUUAAGAUCCCACAGAAACUGCAAAUGGAUGGAAGCCUCCAGGACAAUAAAGAUUCUUUAUUGCAGCAGCAGACUUUUGAGCCUCAAACUGUAGACAACAGGUUGAUUUCCCAGGCCUGUUCAACAGCACCUCAGAAUCAAUGCAGUGAGCAAGAUAAUACUCUGCACGCAGGUCAAAAAAAUUCAAUGUCAAAGAGUACAGAAAACUCAUCUCAAAAGGACUGGACUGAUUUAAACUCAGCUCCAUCACCACACCCACCUACCGACCAACCUCACAUGUGGGAUUUUUUCCUUAACCAGGCUCAAAUGCAGCAGGAUACAGUUCCACAGAGCCAAAGUCAUCUAAUAAAUCCUGUACACUCAAACAGCUUCCAGUCUCAAAAUUUCAGUAAGCCCAGUUUUGCCUCACAUGAACGUCAGACACAAGAUAUUUACAAAAAUUCCCCACCCAGUGCACAACUUCCCCACAGUUCUAGCCCUGAAUGUCAACAGAGAAAUUCUGGUAUGCAGGGUCACUUUAACAUGCAAUCUAACAAACCCCAGCAAUUAUGCAAAAAUGAUCAAGAUUUGGACCAGAUUCGAUCUCCAGGUAUGCUCUCUCAGCCACCACCUGUUGAGCCUCAUAAGCAGGCCACCAGCACAUACCCUCAUCGGUUUCUCCAGAAUGUGCAUAGAAUGCAAGCAGCUCCACAAUCACAAGACACUGCCCAGAGCCAGACAGAUGCACCUCUCUUGAAAAGGCUUAAAAUGGAGGGCUGCCUUCAUUCAGAAUCCCAGAGGUUACCUCUAGCUAACAAAACAACAGCACAAACUCAGUCUAGUCCAAUUAUGAGAGCAAACUCUAUAUUUCUAGAUUCUUUUAGGUCAAAUGUACAGCCUUUGUCUAAUGAAGUGGACGCUACGCUAAGUGAUGCAAUACAGAUCCAAAAGAACCUCCAGCAGAACAUACAGUACUCUCAGGGCAGCAGUAAGCAACUGAACUACCAGCAACCUCUCCAUCACAGGAUACACAAUCAUUUGGAACUGACGGAUUCACGAUCGCGACUGUCUCAAAUUCCAAAUGAUCUGCAGAUACCUCAAGCAGAUUUGCAGAGACAUGCAGCCUUGCGAAUGCACAUUCUACAGAAGCAGGAGAGGCAAGGCCCCAACCACAUUAGGCCAAGUAUGCAAGCCAUGAAAAGUGAAAACUGUGCAAGUUUAGAGGCCCCAGCUCAACUGCCACCCCUUCAAAUGCAGCAGCAAUAUCAAGACAAAACCAAAGUCAUGCCUCUGAUAGUAAAGCAGGAGUGUCCAUCUUCAGCCUGUGAACAAAGCCAACAGAGGAGCAUUCUAGCUACAAUGGAACAGCAGUUACAACAGUAUGAGCUCUCACCUGUGUUUGAAAGAAAAUCUUUGCUCAUCAAGUCACCCAAUAAGGUGAAGGUGGAGAUGGCUGGGGGGGUGACAGUGCUCUCAACUAGUGCUGAGGGGAAUAUCAAGCACCAGUGCAAACCACAAGAUUUCACCCCACCUAAAAAAAUUGGGUUACAAAGCUUUCUGGAGUCACCCAUGAAGCUGCUUGAUACACCAAUAAAAAACCUGCUGGACACACCUGUGAAAACACAGUAUGAUAUUCCAUCAUGCCACUGUGUCGAGCAAAUAAUUGAAAGGGAUGAAGGCCCGUAUUACACUCACUUGGGAUCAGCCCCAACUAUUGCAGGUAUCCGCGAUGUUAUGGAGAAAAGGUCUGGACUGACUGGAAGUGCCAUUAGGAUUGAAAAAGUUGUGUAUACAGGCAAGGAAGGCAAGAGCGCACAGGGCUGCCCCAUCGCCAAAUGGGUAAUACGGAGGGCAAGUGUGGAUGAGAAACUCCUGGUCUUGGUGCGAGAGCGGGUUGGUCACUCUUGUGAGACAUCCUGUAUAGUAGUGGUCAUCUUGAUUUGGGAAGGCAUACCAACCAACCUGGCUGACAGUCUCUACUCAGAACUUAGUGGCACUCUAACAAAACACGGCGCCCUAACCAACCGCAGAUGUGCUCGCAAUGAGGAGAGAACAUGUGCAUGUCAGGGUUUUGAGCCUGAUGCCUGUGGAGCCUCUUUCUCAUUUGGUUGCUCCUGGAGUAUGUACUAUAAUGGCUGCAAAUUUGCCAGGAGUAAGGUCCCUCGAAAGUUCAAACUUCUUGGGGAUGAUCCCAAGGAGGAGGAGAAACUGGAACAAAAUCUCCAGGGUCUUGCAACUUUGAUGGCCCCACUGUACAAAAAAAUGGCACCUGAUGCUUACUCCAAUCAGGUGGAGCAUGAACACAGAGCUCCUGAUUGCCGUCUGGGCCAAAAGGAAGGACGCCCAUUUUCUGGAGUGACAGCCUGUCUAGACUUCUGUGCCCAUGCUCACAGAGACCUGCACAACAUGCAGGGGGGCAGUACUGUGGUCUGCACGCUAACACGAGAGGACAAUCGUGAGAUUGGAAAAAUUCCUGAAGAUGAGCAACUGCAUGUUCUUCCCUUAUACAAGGCUUCAUCCACUGAUGAGUUUGGCAGUGCUGAGGCUCAGCUGGAGAAGACCAAGACCGGUGCUAUUCAGGUGCUCAAUGCCUUUCGUCGACAGGUACGUAUGCUGUCAGAGCCUGCUAAGUCAUGCCGGCAGAAGAAACUGGAUGCCAAGAAAGCUGCAGCUAACAAGACAACCCACCCCAGUACACCGAAUUCCAAAAUGGACAGCACCCAGCAAGCAAAGCAGAAACAAAGUGCUUAUGAGUACCCAGGCCAGAACACACCUGUAACAGGCCCAAGUAACAUGAAAGCUACUCCGGACUCUGGGCAGCCCUUAAAUGCUCAUGCUGCCCAUUUGCAGCAGCACCAGCAGCCAACAUGCCCCAAUCCUGCUCCCCCUUACCCCGGCCCAGCCUUCUCUAGAUUCUUAAAUCCACCAGGAUCCUUACCUAACACUUUUAAACCAGCACAACCGCAUCCUCAAACACCAUCCUCUGCCAGUCCUUAUCCCUCUUCUUUAAACGUUUCCAACCCUUACAUUAAUAUGUCUAAUUCAUCCAUCCCAUAUUCAGGGUCUCUUACACCCAACACCCUUUACACCGGUAACCAAUGUAAUGGAGGAGGGCGCAUGGACAACUACCACCCUUACUACUUUUCCAAUCUAAAGCAUUUAGAUAUGUAUCAUCCCCAAAGAAAUUCACUGUACUCUGAGCAGCAGUACAGUGCACCUCAACAUUAUGGGGUCAACUAUCCACCACACUAUGGAGAGCCUAGCUUGGCAGUCAAUGGUUAUAGCACUUGUAACAUGAGACCUGGCAUGCACUCUAUGGGACAUUUCCCAGGUUACAGCCCUAAUAUGCCACCCGAUGCCUUCUCUAGGCCUCCCUCAGCCCAUUCACAUUUGGACUAUGCAGCUGUUGGUAAAAGCAGCCAGUUUGAAGCUUACCCCAAGCCUCAUAUGUCCCAGAAUCCUCAGAUGUUUCCCCCAAAUCUAAAUACCUUGAGUAUGCAAAGUAAUAAAGAUUUAGAGAUAAACUCGCAUGGAACAAAUGGUAUCUCUCAGGUGUUUCCUCCUUUGGGCAAUGAAUGCUUCAACCCGAACCAACCCCCAGGGUUGAUGCAGUUUAAUGAAAAUGCCUUUAAUCCCCUCGUCAAACAGGAACCAUGUUCCCUGACUUUAGAGAAAAAAGAAAAGGAAGAUGUGUGGUCUGACAGUGAACACAACUUCCUGGACCCUGAAAUUGGAGGGGUGGCAGUGGCACCUAGUCAUGGAUCGAUCAUUAUUGAGUGCGCUAAACGUGAGCUCCAUGCAACUACGCCACUCAAGAAGCCUGACCGCAACCAUCCCACCCGUAUAUCUCUGGUUUUCUACCAACACAAGAACCUCAAUGAGGCGAAACAUGGACUGGCUCUGUGGGAGGCCAAAAUGGCAGAGAAAGCCCGGGAGAAAGAGGAUGAUGCUGAGAAGCAUGGUGCUGAAAACACAUCCAGCAAGAGCAGUGGAAAAAAGGUGAAACGAGAACUUUCGGAAGCCUCAGAGCCUCCAUCUAAGCGAUUCCUCCUCAUGCUUACUGGACAGUCAAUGUCAUGCACUACAAAUACAUACGUAAGCACAUCUCCCUAUGCCUUUACCAAGGUGACUGGGCCUUACAAUCAUUUCUUGUGAAAACCUCCAUAGGUUUAGAGCAUUUACACGUUCACACACAAGAGUGGCAUCAGAAGAAUGAAAUGGUGCUACAGAAUAGGGUUGCUGACCUUAGUGCCACUGGCCACAUAACUGGUUUGUGUGAGGCUACUGACAAUAGACCAGUAAGAUUCAGUUUCACACUUUGUAGAAAGGCAUAGCAGAUAUAAAUCAGGCUUGUCAGCUUUUAAGAGGUCAAGCUUUACUGUUUGACCAAUUGGAAGUAUUUAUUUAUUAUUUUAUUACACUCUUAUGAUAACACACUGUUGCUCUUACAUGGUGCUGAAAGUCCAACAAAUCUGGAUAAUUACUGGACACACAGAUUCGUUUUUGGUGAUUUUUAGGGCUACUCACUUUUAUCAUGGUGCUAGAGAAUGUUUCGAAACCAGACGUCUUUUCAAAUGCCUUUCUUUAAAAGUACACAACAAAACACCUUGUUAGUAUGAUGUUUUUUAAGUAAUACACAGUUAUUUCAUUAUUUUGAUGACUUGUUUAAAAAUGAGCAAUGAAGCAAAAUGCUAGCCUAAUAAGCUAGCUUAAUGAGUGUUUUUAGAAGCACUUUUUAUAAUAGUAUUUUAUAAUAUCUGAAAAGAAAUUAAUUAUUGAAUGCUACUCGAUCAUUGAGUGAGGCUUAAAGGAAUAUUCCGGGAUCAGUACAAGUUAAGCUCAAUCGACAGCAUUUGUGGCAUAAUAUUGAUUACCACAAAACGAUCAAUUGAGCUUAACUUGUAUUGAACCCGGAACAUGCCUUUAAUCAUCUACACUUUAAUUUCAAAAUGUGGAAAAUGUGGAAAAAUCGCAGUGAAUUCCAUUGUUUGACAGUUGAACAUUAUAUACAAGGCAUUUUUUACCAAAUUUCUCUGGUGCUCUUACAAUUUCACAAAUCCUUUAUACUUACAUUUAUAUACUGUAUAUUGAGCCGUACAUUUUGUAAUCAUAAUGUCCUUAGAGAAAUCACAAGAACGGUGAAAUUUUAGAAUGCUGGACCGCAGGUGUAUAACAGUGUGACUUUCUUUCUUUUUCAUAACACAAAAUGACUUAAUUUAAUGAUCUUUAAAACAGUCAUGUUGGCUGACUUCAAUUCAAUGGCAGAAGACAGUGACUUAUCCAGUGUGACGUCAUGACGUUUGGUAGCGAGACGUGCAAGAACCAAUAAGGUUAUCGAUGUUGCCAUCUGGAUUCAGUGAUGUAUACAGAGUUUAUGCAAUGAUUUUACUUGUUUUGAGAGUGAAAAGCAACUUAAAUUGCGAUCUCUUCGACAUACAAAGCGAUCGUAUGCCUUCAGAAGACUUGAAAUAUGACCCAUUUGACUUUUAUGACACUUUUGGUUGCUUUAUUAAGUGUUCAAAUGAGUCACCGUCUACUGCCAUUGGACUGAAUUCAGCCAACAGGACUGGAUUGAAUUAUCAUUAAGUUAUCUUCUUUAGUGUUCCAUAGAAAAAAAAGUCAUAUGGGUUUGGAACGACGUGAGGGUGACUUCAUUUUCAUUUUGGGGUGAACUACUCCUUUAAGAGUCUAGGGGAAAUGAUGGUCAAUAUUAUCUCCUCGAAGCAUUUAUCAAGAACACAUAACAGGGUUACCUGUACAUCAGUGUCACUGUUUCAAAGGCAGCUGGCUCGACUUGCUGUGGAGGAUGUUAGAUAACUUUAGCUGUAUGAAUAAAGUUGAGAUUUGUACAGUAAAUUAAUUAUUUUCUUUCUGGAAUGUACACUUGUAUUUUAGUUUAAUUAAGAAUAGUAUUCUUUCUUUGGGUUUGAAUUGAUCUUAUUUCAAAUGGUGCUACUUGACCUGCUAUAAAUACAAUAUAAUGUGAGAAGCUCUAAGGGUGGUGAAAAGGCUUAUGAAUGAUGUAGAGAAUCUACUUCUCAUAUACCUCAAAACUAGUUUGGCAAUAGAAUUAUAAUACCAAGGUGUUUCUUUCCUUUGAUUUCCAAACACGUUGUAGCAAAUAUGACACAGACCAUCAGGCCGUCAUUGAUGCUUAGUUCAUUUCUUACUUUCUUAACACUUGAUCUUCUAGAAAGUAUGACUUGAACUUCAAGUUUCAAUGGAGAUUGCAAAAUCAGGGAUAUGUUAGCUAGUUUCAAUCACUUGUGUUUAUGUUGUCUUCUCUAAUUCAGGUAUCAGCCUUUGCAUCUUAAAUCCUCAUGAACUAUGAAUUGUUUAUACCACACACAAAUCUAACUUUGUCAGAAAAAUAAAAUGACCCUGAUUUUUGUACUGUGUUAAAGUGGAAUGCUGAUAAACGUUUUUAAGAAGUAGUUUAAACAUAUGUUAACAUGCACUGAGUUAAUGAAAGGGAAAGUUGCAUUGACAUAAAGCAAUGCUUUUGCUCUUUACUGAAAGGUUAGACCAAGUCAGUUAAAAUAUUAAAUGAACAUUUAGGUGCUUAUGUACAGUUAGAGGCUAAAUGAAUUUACAACCACUAAACACGUGUCCCUUUAUCCAUUCAAUUAAAUUAGAUGUUUGGUGAGGUAUUAUUGGUUAUGAAUUAAAAGCAACUCAUUCCACUCUGACAUUUCACAAAAUGAAAGCACUUCAAUUUGUUUUUCAGAAAGAAAAAAAAAUAUGUAAAUUCAAGAUAGGUCGAUUGUUGUAAAUGUAUUCAAUAGAUUAUGCCAUGUUGUAUAUACCUCAUGCAUUGCAGAAGUCUUUUCUUCUUCAUUCUAAGUCCAGCUUUUGUUAUGUAUGAAUUUCCUUUGUUGGUUAAAUGUGUCUAUUAGUAAUCAAAUAUAGUUAUAGAUGAUAUUCAGUUUACCAGAAAGCUUUUUUUUCUUCUUCCAACAAACAGCAAAGUUUACUAUACCAGGUUUCCUGUUAAAAUCACUUUGAUGUGUUGACUAGUUAUGGAAGAAGUUCCCAGUUUUGUAGGUUCAAUUAGACAUUAGGUUUGAGUGUACAGGACCCAUCCUGAGUAGCACGUUGUGCAUGAAGCAAGAGAAAGGAGUGAUUAGGAUAUAGCGGGUGACAAGAAUAGCCAUACUUGAAGAUGCUUGAGUGUUUCUGAGUGAAGUCGAUUUUACUUGAAUGACUUUCUGACUUCAACUAAUGUACUGGGGUGCACAACAUACAUUAAGCUAGCAGACAUUAGACACUAAAAGGCUUACAUGUUCUUUUUUUCUGCCUUUUUCGUAUUGCUUACCUUGUUCCCUUAAAGUUUGUAAUGCUUAAAAUGUUGAAUUAAGAAUGUCUUUGAAUACUGUAAGUAUUGCAAUGUGCUGAAGAACUGAAUGCAGUUUAUUUGAAAGCUGUUUGUUAUAUCAUUCCUGAUAUUGCUGAAAUGUGGGUGUUUUUAAUAAAAUGUAUAUUUAUUUCAAGCA